AUGGCCACUUUGCAAUUUGCAUCAAUACAAGAAUAUUUUUAUCUAUCAACCAGGCCAACACCUUUCGCUAUCUCACCUACGUCCUUGUCCAGAAUUCAUGUUCUUAAAUCACAUCGCUUCCCUUUCCCCGCUUUAUCCACAGGGUGUCAAUUCCAUGUUAUCUACUCCGAAACUACUCCCCCCAUUCACCUAAUUGGUGUUCCAGACGUUGCAUUUGCCCCUUGCAGCAGAAUGAGAAUGUCUGAGGUGAUGGCUUCUUUUUUUUCUUCUUUACUGGAACAAGAGUUAUGUGUGUAG
This is a messenger RNA of Morchella sextelata, 297 nucleotides long. RefSeq lists its product as uncharacterized. The transcript has 5 exons. Bases 1 to 297 code for a protein of 98 amino acids. The record is from RefSeq and is a predicted model, not a curated record. Lineage: Eukaryota; Fungi; Ascomycota; Pezizomycetes; Pezizales; Morchellaceae.